AUGCAGUUCGCCGUCGCUGUUCUUGCCCUCGCCGCUGGCGUCUCCGCCAACUACCCGGUCCCGGCCAACACCACCUCGUACACCACCUCAGUCAUCACCUCGACCGAGAUCUACUGCCCUGGUUCCACCACCCUGACCUACGGCACCCAGACCUACGAGGUCACUGAGCCCACCACCCUGACCAUCACUGACUGCCCCGUCACUGUUGUCACCCCCGUCUACAGCACCUCGUCAGUCAUCUGCCACUCCUGCACCAGUGCUCCUCCCGCCCCGGUCUACCCUACCAUCGCCCCCAACAGCACCUAUGCUACCACCACCUACCACCCCGUCGGCACUGGCAGCAUCCCCCCUGUUGCCUACCCGACCAUCCCCACUGCCGGCUCCGGCAAGGUGGUCGUCGGCCUUGCUGGUGUCCUCGCCGCUGUUGCCGCCGCUCUCUAA
Molecule: messenger RNA, 441 nt
Organism: Microdochium trichocladiopsis
Lineage: Eukaryota; Fungi; Ascomycota; Sordariomycetes; Xylariales; Microdochiaceae
Exons: 3
Coding region: 1-441 (146 amino acids)
Biological process (GO): fungal-type cell wall organization
Cellular component (GO): fungal-type cell wall
Molecular function (GO): structural constituent of cell wall
Source: RefSeq, a predicted model, not a curated record